UUUCCCUGCACACAGCUGUUUGACUAUUAACAGCGGUCAUGCUUAUUUUUCGACAGAUUGACACAUUACGAAUAGACUGUAUAUCAGCCUAAAUGAGCGUUUUGUGGGAGGAACACGCGGUUUGUAGGAGAGCAGCGUGAUGGAGGAGAGAUAGAGAUCUGAUAGCCACUCCUGCUGUCACCUACACACUGAGUGUACACUAUCACUACUCGCACAGUGGAUGGGAUGCAUGGGCUGUGACCUCCUCUUCAUGCAUAUAGAUCCUCCUCCUAACCAGGAGCAGCAAGUUGUCCAGAGAAAGGUGAACGGCCCUGUCCCAUGCUGUUGUUCUCAGAUCAGAUGGAUGCCAGUGUGCCACCCCCUGCCUCAAUUUACUCCAGAUUUAGUCUGGUGUGUUUUUGAGUGGUGGCUGUGUUAGAGAUGUAUUCGCCACAGAGGAAGGACUUCGUCUCUCUGAUGCUGGGAGACCAACACAGCCGCAGCUACACCAACGGCAAGCACCGGAGACAGUCCUGCUGGAGGAAAUGGAAGCAGCUGUCUCGGCUUCAGCGCAGUCUGAUUCUUUUCCUGCUGGCCUUCCUGUUCAUCUGUGGGAUUCUUUCCUAUCCCAGCCUGACGGAGCAAUGGAGAGGACUCUCUGAUAGAUCAUUGAAGGAGGACUGGGUUGAAAUGGAUAACCGAGGUCUCAGGCCCAUUCCUCCUGGCCUCAUCCCAAAGAUCCUGCCAGGAGUUGUCCUGGGGGUCCAGGACAUCCCGCCAGAAGUGAUGCCAGAGAUUCAAAGACCAAGCAUUCCAUUACUUCCCAAACCUCCAGCUAUGAGGAAGCCACCUAGCAAGCGUGGUCCUCCAGUCCUACAGAAGCGAGGGAAUGUGUCAGACUGGCAGGUGAGAGAUGGAGAAGAAGCCAUGGUCAGGAGAGAUGAAGACGAAGGGAAAGAAGCAAAAACAGUCAUUAGCUGGCGCGGGGCGAUGAUCGAGGCGGAGCAGGGGACGGAGCUUCAGUCCACCGCCCAUGGAAAAGAAGGAACCGUGGCUGAUGCCGAGGAAGCUGCCAACUUAAAACCAGUCACAGUGAAGGCCGUGGAUCGUGUGGAGGCGGUGCAGGAGGCCUUCAGGCACGCAUGGAAGGGCUAUAAGGCCUUUGCGUGGGGUCAUGAUGAACUGAAGCCCAUAUCUAAGACCCAUGGAGAGUGGUUUGGCCUGGGCCUAACUCUCAUUGAUGCACUGGACACCAUGUGGAUCCUGGGACUGAAAGACGAGUUUGCGGAGGCCAGGAAGUGGGUUGAGACAGAAUUAUCCUUUUCCAAGAAUGUGGAUGUGAAUCUUUUUGAGAGUACCAUCCGUAUAUUGGGGGGUCUCUUGAGCACAUACCACCUGACCGGAGACACUCUCUUCCUGGAUAAAGCUAAAGACAUUGGGUUCAGAUUAAUGCCUGCAUUCAAAACCCCAUCUAAAAUCCCCUACUCUGACGUGAACAUUGGUAAAGGAACCGCUCACCCUCCACGAUGGACCACAGACAGCACAGUCGCAGAGGUGACCAGCAUUCAGCUGGAGUUCAGAGAGCUCAGCCGACUCACACAGGACCCACAGUACCAGAAUGCAGUGGAGGAGGUGACCAGACAGGUUCACCGAUUGGAGGGAAAGCAUGACGGUCUGGUACCCAUGUUCAUCAACACAAACAGUGGGAAAUUCACACGUCGAGGGGCCUUUACGCUGGGGGCCCGUGCGGACAGCUACUACGAGUACCUGCUCAAACAGUGGCUACAGGGUGGCAAGAAAGAGACUGAGCUGCUAGAGGACUAUCUUCAGGCUAUAGAAGGUGUCAAAAAGAAUCUCUUGAGACAGACUUCUCCUAGCAAACUGACCUUCGUUGGGGAGCUGUCCAAUGGCCAUCUCAAUCCCAAAAUGGAUCAUUUGGUGUGUUUUCUUCCUGGCACACUGGCUCUCGGUGCUCACAACGGUCUGCCUGCUGAUCACAUGGACCUGGCUCUGCAGUUGAUGGAGACGUGUCAUCAGAUGUAUGCACAGAUGGAGACGGGCCUGAGCCCAGAGAUCGCUCACUUUAACCUUCAGUCCAACAACGGACGGGACAUCGAUGUGAAGCCUGCAGACAGACACAACUUACUGAGACCGGAGACCGUUGAGAGUCUGUUCUACAUGUACAGAUUCACCAAGGACAGCAAAUACAGGGACUGGGGCUGGGACAUACUGCAAAGUUUCAACAAGUACACCAGAGUCCCCAGCGGGGGCUACACCUCCAUAAGUAAUGUCCGUGACCCCGUGUACCCCUCGCCCAGAGAUAAGAUGGAGAGUUUCUUCCUGGGCGAGACACUGAAGUAUCUGUUCCUCUUGUUCUCUGACGACAACGAGCUGAUCAGUCUGGAUAAGUACGUGUUCAACACCGAGGCCCAUCCGCUGCCCAUAUGGCCCUCCACCUCAUGAGGGUGGAGGCCAGAAUUAUGCUAAUCCUCACUUGAUGUUGGCUUCAACAGGAAAUGAUGCAGGCUUCCAUAAGAAGUGACCCCUCAGAGCUUCUCUGCGGGAAUGUUUCUGCUCUGAACUGAGGUGGCGAGUUCCGCACCAAUCUUUAACUGUGCACUUGAGGUUUAUUUAAAUGCGGUGAGACCCAGAAAGAUUCGGUGGCAGUUUUACACAUUAUGGGUGGUGAAAUACCACAAAUAUUGUUUUCACUUUAUACUUUACAAGACUUCACUUACCUUUGAGCUCAUGGAGCUCCUGCAAAGUGUGACACUCUUGCAUGUUGGACAAGCCCAUUCAGCUGCCGCAGUAUUUAGGUGUUCCAUCUGCCAUAUUUGGGACAGAAACAAUAGUGUCAGAGCGCCGUAAAUCACACGGCAGACUGCUGAAAUCACACACUGUGAAAAAUGCCAAGCACUUGGUAGAAGUGAAGACUUAACACCGUUCUUUCUAUGUGUACAGAUGGAUGCUCUCGAUGUGAGUGGCUCGCCUUUAUUUUUGCAGGCUGUUACAAAAGGACUCUACAUGUCAAUUUCUAAAUGUUUCCCUUUUGUGCGAGUCAGGAUGCAUUAGGUAACAUAUCGAGUACUUUACGGAUCAUCAUCUUGAGAUUUAUUUGGGAACACUCUGGGAUUGUGUAUUUUUCUGUUAUUUAUGUUGAUUUUAGUGUGCGUACUUCAGAGAACGCUAAUGAUUCGAUGUAGUGGAUGCCACCCGGAGCCCUGCUUGAAUCGCUGCGCUUUAGAUUUACUUUAUUACUUACAAAUUUUAAAAGCUGUUGUGCGGCACUGGAUGCUGUGAUUCUACAUUUAGUUGAACUGCGAUCAGAUGUGUAUACAUGUUCAUUUAUUCAUUCAAAUUUCACAGCAAAACUACACUGAAAAUGGAUAAACUGUCUGAUCGACAGUCAAAAUCAUGUGAUAAUAAAGCUACAGAAUUUCCUUGUCAUAUUAGAGCACAGUGGUGAUCUAUAUCCGCAUGCUGCCAUCUGUUUCAAUAUGUUAGAUGAUUGUAAGCAUUAAAUGAAUCAUUCACCCAGCAAUGAAAUGAAAACAUCAUUUACUUAACACAAACCUGAAUUACUUUCUUCCUGGUCAAUUAAUUUCUUCUUUCUAUGUUUCGAGAAAGAACGUCUUACAGGUUUGAAAUGACAUGAGGGUGAAUAAAUCAUCACAGACAUUUCAUUUUUAGCUGACCUGUUACUUUAAGAUUGAUAAACGUAGUCUGAUAUUUGCACAACUUAAUUUCAAUUAAAAAAAACAAUGCUUGGAAACUCCCAAGUACGUAUCACCUGUUGACUUUAUCUGCGCCGUCAAGUGUUUGUUUCUCCUAUCAUCUCAUCUGUCUUUGGUCAAACAGCAGUCAUCCAAUCAUAACAUUCAGGCUUUCAGAAGCUGUCAGACUAGCGCAAAAUAAUCCUUCAUCUGAAACAAUCCAUUUUCAGGGUGAUUGACAUUUGCAUUACUAUAUGUCUGUUCCGUGUCACAUUCCUCUUGCUGCUUCUGGUGAUACGGCGUCAAAAUCUGCAUCGCUUGUGCCUUUCGAUUUAUAGAACACAGAGUGAUUGCAUGAUAAUGAGAGAUUUCUCCCUUAUUGCUUCUCUCGUCUCUUUGCUGCAAUCAGCGAUUUGUGAUUACCGUUUGUGCUCGCGAGCGAGUGUUAAAUGAAGGAGCCCGGAGUGGACACAGAUCUGAUGAGGGUUUGUGAAGGUCAGGUUGUGUUCGAUGUAUUAAUAUCCUACACAGCUGAGCUGUUUUUCAUAAUGGUAAAGAUACAAGCAGGUCUCUGAGGUUGUUGACAUUUGUAAAAUAUAAAGAUACGUAAAAACUUAACUAAAAUAAGUGAAUUGUUAAAACAAUAGUU
Molecule: messenger RNA, 4341 nt
Organism: Sinocyclocheilus anshuiensis
Lineage: Eukaryota; Metazoa; Chordata; Actinopteri; Cypriniformes; Cyprinidae
Product: endoplasmic reticulum mannosyl-oligosaccharide 1,2-alpha-mannosidase-like
Exons: 15
Coding region: 421-2442 (673 amino acids)
Biological process (GO): carbohydrate metabolic process; mannose trimming involved in glycoprotein ERAD pathway
Cellular component (GO): membrane; endoplasmic reticulum
Molecular function (GO): calcium ion binding; mannosyl-oligosaccharide 1,2-alpha-mannosidase activity
Source: RefSeq, a predicted model, not a curated record